AUGUUUAGGGCGGGGCUACUGGUUGACGCAUGCGAGUUCGUGUCACGUGUGGAAGCGUGUGGGAUGAGGAGGGUUCCGUGUCAAAUUGAAGGCUGCUCAUUCCUUUUUUGGACAAAGAGACACUGCAAAUACUUUGAGUCGAUACCACUCGGUAGGAAAAGCGUACUUUAUCGAUGUAAGACUCGUCGUUCAAAUGGUGAGCCGCUGGAACUGGUGUUUGGGCUGCAGCCUUGUCUAGCAGCACUGAGAGCGCAACGACGUGUUAUUCAAAAAGUCUACUUGAGGAACGACUAUGGCCAAAGACCGAGGUCUCAAUUGGACACAGUUGUUGAACUGGCUCAGGAAUAUAAUAUUCAACUGGAAGGAAUAAGCAUUGCACGUUUGAAUCAUAUUAGUAAGGAUCGACCUCAUCAAGGUGUAGUUCUUGUAACAAGUCGACUUGAGUUUGAAGAUCAAAAUGUCACAACAAGAGAAGAGCAUAGGUCGUUGCAAAUUGGUGAGAAUGGUGUACCAGCUUUGUGGGUAGUUUUGGAUGAAAUUCAGGAUCCCAUGAAUCUUGGUGCUAUAUUGAGAACUACUCAAUUUCUUGGAGUAGAGAGAGUUAUAGUAUCUAGAAAGAACUGUGCACCUUUGUCUCCCAUUGUGAGCAAAUCGAGUGCUGGUACCAUGGAAACAAAAGCUGUUUUUGCUGUUGGGAGUGUAGUCAAAUUUCUACAGGACUGUGCACUUUGUGGAUGGGAGGUCUUGGGCAGCUGUACCUCUGAAAACAAUUUACAGGGAGUAGAUGAAAGACUUGAUUCUGUUGAAGACAUUACUCUGCAUGGACCUAUCAUUUUAGUACUAGGUAAUGAAGGGAGAGGUCUUCGUCCAAGUGUAGUGAGAGUCUGUUCUCGGCUUGUGACUAUUUUGCCAUCCUCUUCAAGUCUUUCCACUUUAGGAUUGGAUUCACUCAAUGUCUCUGUUGCUGCAGGGAUACUGAUGUAUGUUCUCCAGCAAAAGUUGAAAUUUUGUAACAGCAUUUGACGUAGGAAAGGACAGCACGGAAUCUAGCUUCAUAGAUUAGGACGUGUAGCUUGGUUGACACUGACAAUGACUGAAUACGUUUACAAUAAUUAUUAAUGCAGAGUUUUUGGUGUAGCUGCUAAAUAAAGAAUUGUAAAUCUAGUCUUAUCAUACAAGAAUUGCGAUUAUGUAUAUUAAUUGCAAUAGUAUAAUUGCCGAGCGUAGUAUCAUUAGAG
Corticium candelabrum is the source of this 1238-nucleotide messenger RNA. Its product is annotated as rRNA methyltransferase 1, mitochondrial-like. Gene Ontology annotation, cellular component: mitochondrion. Gene Ontology annotation, biological process: rRNA methylation. Bases 1 to 1023 code for a protein of 340 amino acids. The transcript has 8 exons. Lineage: Eukaryota; Metazoa; Porifera; Homoscleromorpha; Homosclerophorida; Plakinidae. Gene Ontology annotation, molecular function: rRNA (guanine) methyltransferase activity; RNA binding. The record is from RefSeq and is a predicted model, not a curated record.